UCGUGUGGCCCGCUGUCACACAAGGCAGCAGCUCUCUUUUUUUGAGCGAGCUCUCACCCGGCGCACUCUUCUUCAGCGAGACUAGCCUUGCAUAAUGAGAUCGUGACAGCAAAGUUUGGAUCAACACAAACUGCUUCGCAUUGCUUGGAAUCGAUGUGCCUGCAAUUAUCACUCAAUCACUAAACAUCCUCACGAGUCGCUCCCAUCAGACCAUUUCCCGUCUCCCUCCAGUCACCUGAUAUUUCGCCACAGGAGCUACUAUCGGGAACAUUUUAAUCCCUGUCAGUUUUUGUGCACUACUUUUUUAUCAUGGGAGUCGAAGCAAAGAAACUGAGCCGCUGGUAUUUUGGAGGAGUUGCUUCUGCGGGUGCAGCAUGCUGCACACAUCCCUUGGACUUGUUGAAGGUCCAUCUCCAAACACAACAAGAGGGCAAAUCUAGUCUGGGGCGAAUGGCAAGCAGCAUCGUGCGUCAGCAAGGAGUGUUGGCACUGUAUAAUGGUCUUUCAGCGUCACUGUGCCGGCAGUUGUCAUACUCGACCACCAGAUUUGGCAUUUAUGAGGUGUCUAAACAAGCUGUUGCCCCAUCUGGCGAGGCCAUACCAUUUUACCAGCGAGUUGCCCUGGCGGCUCUUGCGGGUGCUGCAGGGGGCUUCAUUGGCACGCCUGCUGACAUGAUCAACGUUCGUAUGCAGAAUGACAUUAAGCUUCCACCUGAAUCCAGGAGAAACUACAAACAUGCAUUUGAUGGUCUAUUACGGGUGUACCAGGAAGAAGGAAUUCGCCGGCUAUUUGCUGGCGCCACGACUGCCACCAGCAGGGCUGUCUUGAUGACUGUGGGCCAGCUCUCCUUCUACGAUCAAGUAAAAUUGACGCUGCUCGCGUCAGGAUACUUCCAGGACAAUUUGUUGACCCACUUCCUCUCCAGUCUUACUGCAGGCGCUGUCGCAACGACCAUGACUCAACCUUUAGAUGUCAUCAAAACCAGGGCAAUGAAUGCCAAACCAGGAGAGUUCAGGAACUUGUGGCAUUUGAUCACCUACACGGGUAAGCUUGGUCCACUUGGAUUCUUCAAAGGCUAUGUACCUGCAUUCGUUCGACUCGGCCCUCACACAAUCCUUACCUUUGUCUUCCUAGAACAACUGAGAAAGAAUUUUGGUACUGUACCACAAAAUUCCUCUUAAUUUUCAGACAUCUUUGUUAACAUUGAAGUUAAUUGCACAAAAUUGAUUUAGAACUUAAGAAGCACAACAUACAUCAGAUUAAAAUUAGGGCGUUUAUUAGGGAGCAUACUAAGUGCCAUAUCAAGAACGAAAGUCGAGAGGACACUUCUUGCAGAGGAGAAAAUUUUUAAAUGAACUAUUUUUUUGAUAUAAUAUUCGGCAAGAGAAGCGUAGCCUUAAAUGGAGAUGAUAAUAAUUUUUCUAAAUGUGAUCAAAGGUUAUAUUGAGGUAGAUAUCUGCAAAUUGUUGACUUAAGAUGUUUUCGUGUUUUAGAUAUAGGUGCUGUGAUAAGAUGUACACUAUUUUGAAUUUUUCUUGAAAACUUUAUGCCUCGUUGAUAUAUUCAUUUAUUUUCUGUUACUAAGACAUGUCACGUUGACAUUUUUGUUUUGAUGCUGUAAAUCAAGGAUUUCUGCAUCACCUUCAUUCCAAUUCUUAUUAUCACUUUUAAUUGUUUCACCUUUGGUCAAUAGUGCUAGAUUGAUUUAAUAAUACAGCACAAGUUUAUGAUGUUAUAUUUGGAAAGUGUUAAUGACUAACCAAUUUAUUCCUAGUUAUGGGUAACUUUAUGUGAAGAAAUGUGAUUCAAUUUAGUCAAUAAAAUGAGAUUAAUAUUGCUGAACACA
Messenger RNA from Cloeon dipterum, 1847 nucleotides. It is a transcript of the gene Dic1, whose product is annotated as Dicarboxylate carrier 1. The record is from RefSeq and is a predicted model, not a curated record. Gene Ontology annotation, biological process: phosphate ion transmembrane transport; malate transmembrane transport; oxaloacetate transport. The coding region runs from base 310 to 1182 and encodes 290 amino acids. Gene Ontology annotation, molecular function: oxaloacetate transmembrane transporter activity; thiosulfate transmembrane transporter activity; antiporter activity. The transcript has 7 exons. NCBI's taxonomy places the organism in Eukaryota, Metazoa, Arthropoda, Insecta, Ephemeroptera, Baetidae.